ACCCGCCGCCUUAUAAACCCCGGCCACCACCACACGUCCCCCAGCCAACCCACCACCACCGGAUCAGCUGCUAGCUUCCUCCUCCCACAUCAGGCGGCGCCAGCCGAGGACACCGUCGGAGCCCACAACCACCCACCCGAAUAAGGCACCCGCACACCCCACCUCCGGCCGGCCGGAAACACCGCGCGCCCGGAAUGGAGAACGGCAACGGCGCGUCGCCGUGCUGCAACGGCAACGGCAACGGCGCGGCGGCGGCGGCGGCGCCGCCGCACGUGGCGAUGCUGGUGACGCCGGGGAUGGGCCACCUGAUCCCGCUGGCGGAGCUGGCCAAGCGGCUGGCGCGGCGGCACGGCGCGGCGGCGACGCUCCUCACGUUCGCGUCGGCGGCGUCGGCCACGCAGCGCGCGUUCCUGGCGUCGCUGCCGCCCGCCGUCACCUCCCUGGCGCUCCCGCCCGUCGACCUCUCCGACCUGCCCCGCGGCGCCGCCAUCGAGACGCUCAUGUCCGAGGAGUGCGCGCGCAGCGUACCGGCGCUCACCGACAUCCUCCGGGACCUGCGGCGGCGCACCCGCCUCGUCGCCUUCGUCGCCGACCUCUUCGGCGCCGACUCGUUCGACGCCGCGCGCGCCGCGGGGGUCGCCCGGCUGUACCUCUUCUUCCCCAGCAACCUCCACGCGCUCACGCUAUUCCUCCACCUCCCGGAGCUCGACGCCGCCGUGCCCGGCGAGUUCCGCGACCUCGCCGAGCCGCUGCGCCUCCCCGGGUGCGUGCCCAUCCCGGGGCCCGACGUGCUCAUGCCGCUGCAGGACAAGUCCAACCCCUGCUACAGGUGGAUGGUCCACCACGGCGCCAAGUACCGCGAGGCCGACGCCAUCCUCGUCAACUCCUUCGACGCCGCCGAGCCGGGCCCCGCCAAGAUCCUCCGGCAGCCGGCGCCCGGGCGCCCCGCCGUGUUCCCCGUCGGCCCGCUCAUCCAGGCCGACCGCGGCGGCAGCGACGGGCCGUGCCCGUGCCUCGAGUGGCUCGACCGGCAGCCGGCCCGGUCGGUCAUCUUCGUCUCCUUCGGCUCCGGCGGCGCGCUGCCGGCCGAGCAGAUGCGGGAGCUCGCGCUCGGGCUGGAGCUCAGCGGGCAGCGCUUCCUGUGGGUGGUGCGGAGCCCCAGCGACGAGGGCGCCGUCAACGACAACUACUACGACGCCGAGAGCAAGAAGGACCCCUUCGCGUACCUGCCCGAGGGCUUCGUCGACCGGACCCGCGACGUGGGCCUCGUGGUGCCCUCGUGGGCCCCGCAGAUAAAGGUCCUGGCCCACGGGGCCACCGGCGGGUUCUUGACGCACUGCGGGUGGAACUCGGUGCUGGAGAGCCUCGUGUACGGCGUGCCCAUGGUGGCGUGGCCGCUCUACGCCGAGCAGCGGCAGAACGCGGUGAUGCUGUCGGAGGGGGUCGGCGCCGCGAUCCGCGUCCCCGAGUCCAAGGGGCGGGAGAAGAUCGCGGCGGCGGUGCGGGAGGUGAUGGAGGGUGAGGGCAGAGGCGCCACAGUGCGGGCCAAGGUGGCGGAGCUGCAGAAGGCCGCGGCGGAGGGGCUCCAGGAAGGCGGCGCCGCCGCGGCGGCGCUCGCCGAGGUGGUGGAGAAGUGGACGUGCGAGGAGAACUAGAGAUGAUGCUGAGCUGAGUGUGCAGCUGCCAAUCCAUCCCAUUCCCAGCUACUACCCUCCCCCUCCAGCACUACCAUCUUUGGGGCCUGGCCGGCCCCAUGGUUUGUCCGUUUGUAAAUUAUUCCAAACUUUUGAUUUGUAUUUUGUAACUUAUUAUACAACCUGUAACUAUCCAUGCAUGUCCUUACUCCAUUGGUAGGUAGGAGUAACUAAUAAGGUAGCUUUGUGUGUACCAAGAUGCUAUUCUAUUUCGCCACUUUUAUUA
Panicum virgatum (switchgrass) is the source of this 1920-nucleotide messenger RNA. RefSeq names its product hydroquinone glucosyltransferase-like. The transcript has a single exon. The record is from RefSeq and is a predicted model, not a curated record. Gene Ontology annotation, molecular function: UDP-glycosyltransferase activity. Bases 195 to 1655 code for a protein of 486 amino acids. NCBI's taxonomy places the organism in Eukaryota, Viridiplantae, Streptophyta, Magnoliopsida, Poales, Poaceae.